Cyprinodon variegatus (sheepshead minnow) is the source of this 1654-nucleotide messenger RNA. It is a transcript of the gene smyd1, whose product is annotated as SET and MYND domain containing 1. Gene Ontology annotation, molecular function: protein binding. NCBI's taxonomy places the organism in Eukaryota, Metazoa, Chordata, Actinopteri, Cyprinodontiformes, Cyprinodontidae. The coding region runs from base 133 to 1563 and encodes 476 amino acids. The record is from RefSeq and is a predicted model, not a curated record. Gene Ontology annotation, cellular component: nucleus. The transcript is spliced from 10 exons.
GCCCCGGAGGAGGGGUGGGAGGGGGUUUAUUUUUGGUUUCAGCGAGGGUCAAACCAAGGAGAGACGCUGAAGCAGCCGGUUCCUCCUCCACCUCAUCGAUCCUUCAUCUCCUGGAGCUGCUUUGGUUCCACCAUGACUGCUGGGAACAUGGAGCUGUUUGAUGCCGGGACGAAAGGCCGAGGCCUGAGGGCCAGGAGGGACAUCAACACCGGGGAGGUUCUGUUCGCAGAGCCCAGUUAUGCUGCGGUGGUCUUCAACAGUUUGGCCUCCCAGGUGUGCCACAGCUGUUUCCGUCGUCAGGCCAAUCUACACCGAUGCGCUCAGUGCCGGUUUGCUCAUUACUGCGACCGGACCUGCCAGACGGCGGGCUGGGAUGAUCACAAGCAGGAAUGUGCGGCCAUCAGGAAGUCUGGCUCGGUUCCUAAUGAGAACGUUCGUCUGGCAGCUCGCCUGUUGUGGCGCAGAAAUAGAGACCAGGGUUUGGCCUCAGACAGCCAGCUGGUGCCAGUAGAUCAGCUGCAGGACCACCUCACGGAUCUGCCUGCAGGGGAGCUGGAGAAGCUGGAACUGGACGUGCGUAACUUCCUGAGAUUCUGGUCCUGUGGAACCAAGCAGCACCCUUCCGAAUACAUCAGCCACAUCUUCGGGAUUAUUAAAUUUAAUGGGCUGACCCUGCAGGAUCAAAGAGGGCAGGAGUCUGUUGGUUUGGGACUUUUUCCCAAUCUGAGUCUCGUUAACCAUGACUGCUGGCCCAACUGCACUGCCACCCUCAACCACGGAAACCGAUCAGCUGUGAGCUCCACCCUGCACUCACCGCUUAGGAUGGAGCUCCGAGCUCUGGGGAAGAUCUCAGAAGGUGAGGAGCUGACCGUCAGCUACGUGGACUUCCUGAACCUGUCGGCUGACCGUCAGAAACAGCUGAAGGAGCGUUUUCAGUUGGACUGCAGCUGUAAUCACUGCACCCAGCACAUCGGCGACGACCUGAUGGCAGCAGCUGCAGAAGAAAAGCCUUCUGCUGAUGUGGUUAAAGAGGUCGCCGCCUUCAGUAAGGAGACCCUGGAGAAGGUUGAGAAAGCUCGCCACGAUGGAGACCACGGCCAGGUGUUGAAGUUGUGUCAGCAGUGUCUGGAGAAGCAGGAGAAGGUCCUGGCUGAGACACACCUGUGUAAGCUCAGAGUGCUCUCUGCACUCGUUGAGGUGCUGUCCUACCUCAGGAAGUUCUCUGAGGCGGCGGAAUACGCUCGGAAGAUGCUGGAAGGUUACAGGAAGUUGUAUCCCCCUUAUUACCCCCAGUUGGGUUUGGCCCUGAUGAGGGCGGGGGUCACUCACUGGCACGCAGGACAGGUGGAGGUGGGACAUAAGAUGAUCUGUAAGGCCUAUCGCAUCAUGAUAGUCACUCAUGGGCCGAACCACUCCAUCACCAAAGACCUGGAGUCCAUGCGGUCACUGACCGAGCUGGAGCUGAAGGCGCUGAAGGAGAACGUUUUGGACAUGAAGAACCUGCAGAUGACCAGCAGCAGCUCUGCCGAUGAAAGCAGCAAGGAUUUCCUCCGCAAGCAGUGAAAGAGUCGAGGCUAACAUUUUACUUCCAUAACAACAUCCUGUAAAAUAUGGAAAAUAUUUGCAAUAAAACUAAAACCACUCGUGUUGUAUU